Trichogramma pretiosum is the source of this 1139-nucleotide messenger RNA. RefSeq names its product histone-lysine N-methyltransferase SETMAR. The record is from RefSeq and is a predicted model, not a curated record. Gene Ontology annotation, cellular component: nucleus. Gene Ontology annotation, molecular function: protein binding; histone H3K9 methyltransferase activity; zinc ion binding. Lineage: Eukaryota; Metazoa; Arthropoda; Insecta; Hymenoptera; Trichogrammatidae. The transcript has a single exon. The coding region runs from base 16 to 795 and encodes 259 amino acids.
UUUAAACUUAUAAAAAUGGUAAGCAUUGUAGCAAGUUAUGGUGCUGAUAAUUAUGAACAUCUAUUGCCAGAUGUAAUGUAUGUAGUUAGUAAUAUACCUGGCCCAGGAAGUGAACUUGAUGAUUUUGAAACAACGUUUGCUUUAGGGUGCUCUUGUGAACAAGAAUGCAAGGAAAAUUCUUGUUCUUGCAUUCAUGGCACUCAAAAUUAUAUAAACAAUAAAUUGUCAAAUGCAAGCAAAAAUGUUUUGACUGAGUGUAACUCGAUUUGUACUUGCAAUGAAAAAUGUGGUAACCGUUUGGUGCAACAAGGACCUUUAGACUGUUUGGUCAUAAAAGAAACAAUUGUAAAAAAUAUCGGUUUUGGGUUGUUUACUUCUAAACUCAUAAGAAAAGGACAAUUCAUCUGUGAAUAUGCUGGUGAAGUUAUUGGAAUUGAAGAAGCUUAUAAACGAUUUGACGAAAAUAAAGUUAAAGGACAAAUGAAUUAUGUGCUUGUGGUGACAGAACAUAUUGGAGAGAAAAAAAUUACGACUUGCAUAGAUCCAGCAAAAUUUGGAAACAUUGGAAGAUAUGCAAAUCAUAGUUGUGAACCAAAUGCAAUGUUGGUUCCAGUGAGAAUUGAUUUGGUAAUACCAAGACUCUGUUUAUUUGCAAUUAAGGAUAUUGAGUCAAUGGAAGAAAUAACAUUUAAUUAUGCAGGAGUUACAAUCGAUUCCGUCCAUAGUUCAAGUGGGACGCCAUGUCUAUGUGGUGCAGCUGCUUGCACUGGAUACUUACCGCAUUGCCCAAUUUGAAAAGAAAAAUUAUAUCAUUGAAUAUAGUUUUAAUUGAAAAAAGUUUUCUAUAGCUUGAAAUGAACUUAUUUCUAUUUCAGCUUUUAAUUUUUCAACAUUUACUUUCAAAUAAUUCUAUUUGAUGUUAUUUCAUACUUCAUUACUGUAAACGUUUUUUCUGAAUGUGCAAACCAUUAAUUUUAAAUCUGUUAUUGCUAUUGACAAAAAUUUAACAUUGUUACUAUUAAGUGCCAAUUAACAAUAUUGUAAUAAUUAUAGCAUCGCACAUUUACCAAUGUACGAUUCUAAUAAAAUUUGUGACUGCUGUAUAACGAUGAAAAUAAUAAAUUUUACAGAACUGAAAA